CUUAUUUAUUUCCCUGAAUUACCGAUCAAAGUAGCCAAUUACUGCCGGAAAAUUGUCAAACCCGCAAAAAAUGUCGUUCGCAUUACAUGCCAAAUACUAAAACUACCAAAAUUUAGCUAAAAAUCACUCAUGUUGCCUUCAACGGGAUUAUUUCGCGAGAUUUUGUGUCCCUUCUUUCAAGAUGAGCAAUGUCCUCGUCCGUUUUGUCACUUCAAACAUGCGAGAAAGGAUAAAAUCGAGCCUGUUGCAGUUCAACAAAAACCUUCGUAUUGCCCGACUCCGUUGACGUACCAACCGAGCGAUGAAGGAGAAAAUAAACCAAAAAAGCCAAAAUUGGAGUAUAUUCCGCUUCCAACGUUGCGAACACAGGCCGAAUACAAGCCAAAAGUCGCAGAAAAUGAGGAAGAAAGUGACGAAGGGGAAGACCCGCCAAUGUCUCCGAUUGAGGAAGAUGAACCUGUAAAGCCGGAUGACGAAAUUUCCGAAAUUUCACAAGAAAUUCCGCCUUCAGAGGGAGAAAAAAGUGAAAUCCCGAAGGAAACUGACUCCCAAAACAAAGAAAAUGUGGAAAAUCUUCCCGCGCAACAAGUUGAAAGCACUGAAGAUGACAAUCAAAAGCUCUCAAAUGGCGUCACUGAAGAAAAAACCGAGUUAGAAAAGGAAAAAUCUUCGAAAUCGUCUCACAGCAGCAAACACAAGAAGAGUUCAAGUCACAAAAGUUCCCGAUCCGAGAAGAAAAGCAGCAGUAGUAGUCACAAAAGCUCGUCAAAAGACAAAAAUCGAGACAAAGAACACAAAAGUAGCUCAAGUUCGAGCAAAUCUUCACGUCACAAGUCCAGUAGCAGCAGCAAAGAUCGUCAUCAUUCAUCAUCUUCGUCCUCAAAAUCAAAAUCUCACUCAAGUUCGAGCUCAAAUUCGCGCAAAUCGAAGCACAAAGACAAAAAUCGCGAUCGAAAAUCCGAAGCAAAAGUCGAAAACAAGGAAAAAUCGCCCGAAAUUGAUAUUUCGCUAUUGACCGACGUUGAAGUUAGUAGCGACGAAGAUGCCGUAAUGGAACAAUGCAAAGCAAUUUUCGAGAAUUAUCAACCGGAAGUCAAUGGCGACAGCGGAAAUGAAGCUCCAAUGGCUCAAAAUCCUUCUUCCGAGCCUGAAAUUGAUUCUUUGGCGAAGAAACGCGUCGCUUACGAAGGCGCAGUUACACCUCUCUUGAAAGUUCCUGCCCGCAAUAAGGGACUUAACACGAUGCAACAAAUCUACCAACGUCAGGAAACGAUCCGAAAAAUGAUCGAAGAGAAAAAAGCCGCAACUCCAACGUCACUGCCUCCAAUUAAAGCUCGUCCGAGUAUCACGCCCGUGUCAAAUAUGCUCGCCUUCAAAUACGCCAAGGAGAAAAUCGAGGCGAUGCGACAACUAAAAGUACCGGAAAUCGCAAAACCUUCAACUUCAACCUCGACGACGACUGUUGCUCAAACCGCGAGUAAAUUUUACGGGAGACAAGCUCACGUGAGUAAAAUUGAUCCGGAAGCGAGAGCAGCGCCGCCAGUGCUUGAACCGACUUCCACGAAAAUUUCUUAUAACCUCCGGAUGCAGUAUUAUAACAUGAUGGUGAAACAUUGCCUCGUGAUUUAUCCGAGUGUCGAAGAUGCGUGGGCCAGGGCGCAAACUGAGGAACUUGCGGUGCAGAAAAAAUGCAAUACGCCGAAUAUUUAUAAGAGUAGUGCGUUGUUGGCGGUUAAUAAGUUGAGGAAGGAGGCGAUUUCGGCAGGAAAUGAAAAUGCUACCGAUAAAAACAAAACAGUAUCUCACGAUGUGAUAUUAGCAGGAAAACAUGGACAAAACACCUCUUGGUGUGUCAAUAAAAAACUUAAAAAAGAUUCCAGCCAAGUAAUCGGCAACUUUGACAUCAUGCCAGGCGAAAAAGCCUACAACCUUGUGCUUGAUUGCAUUGCCACAGAAGAGCAACUUCGCACCUAUGGCUAUCCUCGUCCUUCCUCAAAGCCCGGCAAAGCUAAAAUGUACACAGCGAAGCCUCUUCUGCCGCCAAAUCGCGAAAACGAGCGUUAUUGCGCGCGUUGCUCCAAAGUUUUCAGUCUCGACAAGUUUGAGGAAAUUUGCAUCGACGAGUGCAAUUAUCAUCCAAAGUCGGCGGGAUUUCGUCGCGGUUCUGCGGAUAAUUUUCAUUAUUGUUGUCAGUUACCGGCGGGAUCUCCCGGAUGUAAAUACGCCAAUUCGCACGUUACGGACUACGUUGACUACGACAAUCUCACGGGAUUUGUGCGGACAAUGAAGAAGGAUGAAAGUUAUGUGCCCACGAAACGGGAUAUUUUUGCAUUUGAUUGUGAAAUGUGUUACACGAGAACCGGGUUGGAGUUGACGCGGAUAACUGUCGUGAAUUUCGAUGAAAAAGUCGUUUAUGACUCGUUUGUGAAGCCAGAUAGUGAGAUUGUCGACUAUAAUACCACAUAUUCGGGCAUCACAGAAGAAACAUUAGCCAAUGUCAAAACCAGUAUUCGCGAAGUGCAAGCAGUUUUGCUCUCCAUGUUCCACGCCGACACAAUUCUCAUCGGACACAGUCUCGAUAGCGACAUGAAAGCCGUCAAACUACUGCAUGACAAAGUCGUCGACACCUCAAUACUCUAUCCACACAAAAUGGGUUUCCCCAAACGCAGGGCAUUAAAGACUCUUUGCAUCGAAAAUUUGAAGAAAAUUAUUCAAGAAAACGAUGCGGGACACGACUCGUCAGAAGACGCUGUCGUCUGUAUCCAGUUGAUCAAACAUUACCUUCGAAAUCGAAUUGUUUGAAGCAAUUUUGUUUUGUUUCUAAGAGGAUCACAUUUUUUUUCAUUAAAAUUAAAUUGAAAUUAAAUUUAAAAUCUUAAAUUAUUCUAAAUUAUUUGAUAGGUGCUCGAACUUUCGACAAAGAAAAAAGGGAGAUAAUAAAUUUUUUUGUUAAA
Messenger RNA from Culicoides brevitarsis, 2954 nucleotides. Its product is annotated as RNA exonuclease 1 homolog. The record is from RefSeq and is a predicted model, not a curated record. Bases 130 to 2802 code for a protein of 890 amino acids. The transcript is spliced from 7 exons. Gene Ontology annotation, molecular function: metal ion binding; nucleic acid binding; exonuclease activity. Gene Ontology annotation, cellular component: nucleus. Lineage: Eukaryota; Metazoa; Arthropoda; Insecta; Diptera; Ceratopogonidae.